Molecule: messenger RNA, 2910 nt
Organism: Kluyveromyces marxianus DMKU3-1042
Lineage: Eukaryota; Fungi; Ascomycota; Saccharomycetes; Saccharomycetales; Saccharomycetaceae
Product: threonine/serine exporter family protein
Exons: 1
Coding region: 1-2910 (969 amino acids)
Biological process (GO): transmembrane transport
Molecular function (GO): transmembrane transporter activity
Source: RefSeq, a predicted model, not a curated record
AUGUCUUCGAAUCCCAACGAGAGAUUUGGUUUUGGAUUGCUCCGUAAGAAGCAACCGAAGCAGAAACGCCAGGGACGUAACGAAACAAACGAAGAUGGAUCCGAGUCCAGCGAUGGAUAUUCAGACUUAGAUGCAGAUUAUGUCUCUUCUUCUAACCUUAAUUUACCUAGUUUCAGACCAUCUGGCAAGUCUACAGACGAGUUGCGUGGCAGCGGUAGUCGAGGACCCUCCAGGAAUUUAUCACCAUCUGAUAGUGGUCAGGGACAUCUGAAAACCGAUGAUCUGAACCAGAGACGUCAGAUGAUCGAGGACGACGCUAUAGCUACCAUCAGAGAUAAUUCUGGCGCAGACAGGUGCUUCGAUGAUGUAGAUGAUACAGAGUCUGAAGCAUCAGCUCACGGCAGUGCGGCGUCGCCCGUAAGUAGUCCAAGCAGGAGCAAAAGACUUCAGUUCAAGUCUCGUCCCAGUAUCAUACCUGAGGAAGUCGUGGCUCCAGAUGAGAAGGACUAUACUUACGAGGAAAAAGAUAAUGAUGACAAGACGCCAAUGCACGAACAAGACGAUACCGUAUCUACACAGUCAUCUGAAACUAAGAUGGACCAUUUCAGAAAUCUAUUUAGAAGAAGAUCUACCAUCCGUGGUCCCAGUAGUGAAACUCGCCCAAGAAGAAGCUCCACUGCUCGGAGAGGCAGCAUAGGAAUGAGAAACUUGAGCGGAGGCAUAGAAGACGAUGAAGCAAACGAGGGUUUCUUGCAAAAAUUCCUGAAUAUGACAGGUGGUGGGUUGGUUCCAGGUGUCACUGGAGGAGAGGCCCCCGCUGAAGACGACCAUGAACGCGUGUCAGGGCAACAGAACUUGGAAGACCCUCUCCCAAUGGAAGAUAUCGAUGCUGCAGCACAACAAAUCGUUCAAGCCCAUUCUAACAUGGCUAAAAGAAAUCCAUCUGUUUCGCAAGGUAUAUCCGGAGGUUCAUAUUCCGUAGCGGGGCAUGCAGAUCCUGGUAGCCCUCAAAGGCCAACUAAUGGUGCAGAAAGAUACCAGGAUCCAGAAAGCAUAGACCCACAUGAUCCGAUCACUCGUAAGGUGUCAAACAGCUCUGAUCCAUUGGCAACCCCUCAUGGUGCGGUAUCGCCCUUUGAUCAAUCAGCUGAUGGAGCUACUAUGGUUUCUUCUGAUCAUAAUGAUGCGUUCUACGUCCCUGCAAUGGGUCAUUACGAUGACAUAGACGACCAGGAAGAUAUGGAACCCUUAAUGGUUGAAGGAUCAUACAUCGCUCCAGCUAAUAGGGUCAGAGGUGGUGUGCUAGGUUCUCUACUUAAACUCUAUCAGAAUCCAGAUGACAUGGCCUCAAAAUCUCAAGUUUCACUAAACGAGUCAUCUAUAGAACAAACACCGGAUCCUGGUGAUCAGAAUGAUGCCUCUGGCGCCGCAAGUAAGAAGAAUUUCAAUCCGUUCCAUAAGAAAACCAAGUCACAAACUACUUUGGCAGAUGGGGAAAAACCAUCUGCGGAUAACAAUUUGCCAAACUUUAAAGCUACUAGACCAAAACCUAAGAUGAAGGCGGCUAAAUUCAAAAAGAAACAAGCUACGGAAGCAAGAAUCACUGUUCAUAUUGCAGAUUUAUUACAAAGACAGAGAUUCAUUUUGAGAUUAUGUAAGGCGUUGAUGUUGUAUGGUGCUCCAACACAUCGUUUGGAAGAAUACAUGGUAAUGACUUCUCGUGUUCUCGAAAUCGAUGGGCAAUUCCUUUAUGUUCCUGGGUGUAUGAUUAUCUCUUUCGGUGACAUGACAACUAGAACUUCGGAAGUGCAAUUAGUCAGAUGUAAUCAAGGGUUAAACUUAUGGAAAUUACAUGGCGUUCAUUCUGUGUAUAAACAAGUCGUCCAUGACAUAAUGAGUGUUGAAGAUGCUAAUAUUGAAAUUGACAGAAUCUUGAAUGGUAAGAAUUUGUAUCCCCCUUGGGUCUCUGUUUUCUUGUAUGGAUUCUGCUCUUCUAUGGUUACACCAUUUGCCUUCGGUGGUGAUUGGGUUAACAUGGCUGUUGCGUUUGGCAUUGGUCUUUGUGUUGGAUUGUUGCAAUUCAUCGUCUCUCAAAAAUCAAACUUGUACUCAAACGUUUUUGAAAUCACGGCAUCUAUUGUUGUUAGCUUUUGCGGUAGAGCAUUGGGCUCUAUUCCAAACUCUAAUAUAUGUUUUGGUGCUUCAGUCCAAGGUUCCUUGGCCCUAAUUUUACCUGGAUAUAUCAUCUUGUGUGGUUCUUUGGAAUUGCAAAGCAGAAAUUUGGUUGCUGGUGCAGUUAGAAUGUUUUACGCUAUCAUUUACUCGUUGUUCUUGGGAUUCGGUAUCACCCUUGGUGCAGCUUUAUUCGGCUGGUUAUACCACGGCGCAUCCAAUGAAACAACAUGUGCUAAGAGCAUUUCUCCAUGGUAUAGAUUCAUUUUUGUUCCUUGCUUUUCAAUUGGGUUGGGUUUGAUCAACCAAGCCAGAUGGUCGCAACUUCCUGUGAUGACAUUCAUAUCUUGCUGCGGAUACGUCGUGACAUACUUCUCAGGAAAGCAUUUUGCAAACUCUACUGAGUUCACUUCUUCUCUAGCAGCAUUCGUUAUUGGUAUCAUGGGAAACCUGUAUUCAAGAAUAUGGAAAGGUUUGGCGGUUUCAGCAAUGUUGCCCGCAAUUUUUGUCCAAGUUCCUAGUGGUGUCGCAUCCCAGAGUUCACUUUUAGCUGGUGUUCAAAGUGCCAAUGCAAUCGUCCAUAAUGGUACUACUACGGUUGUUCAAAAUACAGGUAGCUCAACAUCCUUCGGUAUUACUAUGAUUCAAGUCUCGAUUGGUAUAUCUGUUGGUUUAUUUGCAUCUACAUUAUUUGUAUACCCCUUCGGAAAGAAGAGAACUGUACUCUUCACUCUAUAG